AUGCAACCAAGCUGGUGCCAGCCUGGUUUCCAGGUCUAUAUCCAGUUCACAACAGAUUCACUCCUCAGGCUUUUUGUUGUUGCUCCGGGCAGCACGAGCGGCAUCCCUCACGGUGACAACCGGGAGCGUCCCCACGGGAGGACCGAGGACGGCUGUGGAGGGAGGAGGCCGCUCCGAGUGGCUGCGCUGAGGGAGCCUGGACGAGCCUCCGUGCGUCCGGAUUGUAUUUGCUUUAGGUUUAAAUCUAAUGAAAGAGUUAUCGUAGGAGCCACAAACUUCCCAGAAGCGUUAGACAAUGCCUUAAUACAUCCUGGUCAUUUUGACAUGCAAGUUACAGUUCCAAGGCCAGAUGUAAAAGGUCAAACAGAAAUUUUGAAAUGGUAUCUCAAUAAAAUCAAGUUUGACCAGUGUGUUGAUCCAGAAAUCAUAGCUCAAGGUACUGUUGGCUUUUCUGGAGCAGAGUUGGAGAAUCUUAUGAACCAAACUGCAUUAAAGGCUGCUGUUGAUGGAAAAGAAAUGGUUACCAUGAAGGAACUAGUUUUCCAAAGAUGAAAUUC
Messenger RNA from Ceratotherium simum simum (southern white rhinoceros), 557 nucleotides. The record is from RefSeq and is a predicted model, not a curated record. Lineage: Eukaryota; Metazoa; Chordata; Mammalia; Perissodactyla; Rhinocerotidae.